UACUGUGUGAGCUGUGAUUGGUCACAGCUUGUCACAUGGUACAAGGCUGUUGUGAAUAGCCUUGUACCAUAUGAUCCCUGUGAUCAUUCACAGAUAUCACACGUAGUAAGCAAUGAUGUCAGAAGUGACAUCUUGCUUACUAUUGUUUAUGUGAUCACUGAUUGGCCAAUCAGUGGUCACAUGAUCGGGACCUCACACAGAGGUCCCGUACAACGAUCGGUGUUCCGCUGCGUCCUCCGGACACAGCGGCCACCAGUUUGUGGUGCUGCUUGCUCCCCAGGGCCCACACACAAGCAGGGAAGCAGAGAUAUCAUUUAUAAUUGGCCACCCGCCCCUGCACUGCUCCCGUCCGGCAGUUUAUAUACAUGGGUCGGACGAGAAGUGGUU
Staurois parvus is the source of this 387-nucleotide messenger RNA. The record is from the annotation of a GenBank genome assembly. NCBI's taxonomy places the organism in Eukaryota, Metazoa, Chordata, Amphibia, Anura, Ranidae.